Molecule: messenger RNA, 596 nt
Organism: Hibiscus syriacus
Lineage: Eukaryota; Viridiplantae; Streptophyta; Magnoliopsida; Malvales; Malvaceae
Product: cytochrome b5-like
Exons: 3
Coding region: 106-513 (135 amino acids)
Cellular component (GO): membrane; intracellular membrane-bounded organelle
Molecular function (GO): heme binding
Source: RefSeq, a predicted model, not a curated record
UGGCCUGAUGGCUCUGCUCUUCCUUCCAAUUCGUCAUUGAAAUAAGCUUUUUCCGGUCCGAGACUGGCGCCAAAGGAAUCUGAGAAGCAAAAAACAGUCAAAUCCAUGCCCACCCUUACAAAGCUUUAUACCAUGCAAGAAGCUUCCCAGCACAAUACCAAAGACGAUUGCUGGGUAGUUAUUGAUGACAAGGUAUAUGAUGUUACUUCUUAUUUGGACGAGCAUCCAGGAGGUGAUGAUGUAGUGCUCGUAGCAACAGGGAAAGACGCAACGGAUGAUUUUGAAGAUGCUGGGCACAGCGAAAGCGCAAAGGAGCUCAUGCAGAGCUUUUGCAUCGGUGAACUCGACACGUCCUCCUCCCCAGUCAGUCCAGAACUCAAAAUUUCCACCAAUAAGGAAACCACCGGGUACUCUCAGAAGCUCAUGGACUUGACCAAGCAGUAUUGGACUAUCCCGGUCGCGAUUGUUGGCAUCUCCGUGGUGGUUGGGUUCUUAUACAUGUAUAAGAAGUAAACCAGUACGAUGUUUAACCCCCCCCCUAUUGUCUACUGAACCAAAUUUUGAAUAAUUAGAUGAUUGAUCAAGAACAUUUUACC